AUGGAGAUUGUCGAGCGUCAUGGCGAUCCGGAUCUCGGUCACCUCCCCUGUCACCCAACAAUGGCAACGCUGGGCCAUCGCUCCGUGUCGCUGCCGCAGCUACAGCCGUGGAUUCGCGGCGUCGAGCACGAGGAGCGCGGCAGCGAGGCUGUUCGUGACGCGCAGUGUGGGGAGCCGGGCGACGUCCCUGAGCGCUUGCAUUCAAACAGGCCGGACGAUCAGCAAGGGCAGCCGCAGCAGCGACAGGUGCAGCAACAGGAGGAAGAGGUGCAGCAAGAGCGGCAGCAGCGGGAAGAGCAGCAGCAGCAGCAGCAGCAGCAGUCUGUCAGCGCUGUGCUAGGUCCUCGGUCCGUGGCCGUCUCGCUCACCGUCGACCACGCCUUCGGCUUCGCAUCUCCAGCAACCCUCCCGCCCGCAGUGCUCUCCGCACUCGCAGCGCUCGCGGAUUCAGCGCACCACCAGGCCGCCGGGUGCUCCGCGCACACCGCGGAGAGGACGGCGGACGGCGCCUUGCCUCCCGCGCUUGAAGGCAUCCUGCGAAAUGCACCUCCCGCCGGCCCAGGGGACACAAUUUCGGUUGAUGGGUCGGCUGUAGCAGAGAGGUAUGGGCAGUGGAGCGGCGAGAGCGGGUCCUACUCCUUGCUGCUGCCCGCUGCUGCCCCUGCUGCUGUCACAGCAACCACUGUCAGCGCAUCUGACAGUGCAAGCCCCCCGGAGGCCCAAGAAUUAGCAGCUACAGCGGCAUCAGAAACAGCCGCAUCAACAGGAGCAGGCGCCGCAGCAGCUGCUGCAGUGGCGGUGGACGCUCAAGCAGCGAGUGUGGAAACAUUACAAGGCGCGCCAGCAGGCAAGGCCAGCAGUUGGGGACUCGCCAGCGAUGCGCCUGCUGCCGUGCCAUCCGUUGUAACAGCCGAGGGGGAUGCAGCGGCGGGCGAGGGCGAGGAGGGGGCGGAAGCAGCGCUGCUGGCGGUGGAGGUGCGUUGGAAGGGCGCGCGCGCGGGGCUGAUGGGGUCCAUGUUCGGGCGCGCCGUGAAGCGCGGGUGCAGCAGCGCACAGCCCCCGCGCGGGCCGCACGGCAUGGUGCGGUGGGAGGAGGGCUUCGCGCACGACUGCCACCUGCUGCCCUGCCCCGCCGCCCUGCGCGCUGCUCGCGGGCAGGGCGAGCCGUGCGGCAAGGGCUGCCUGUUCCAGCCGUGGGAAGUGGUGCUGCUCGUGCACAAGCACGCACCCAGCAGGCCCAGGGAGCGAGCGCAGCAGGUGGCGUCGGUGGUGCUGGACGUGGCGCCGCUCGCCUCGCCGCUCUCCACGCAGCCGCUCACGCACCACCUGCUGCUCCUCUUCGCGCCCCCCGACUCGCCCCCUGUCGGCCUGCUGCAGCGGCGCAGCCGGGAGAGCAAGAGCCCCGCGCUGCCCCUGGGCGCGGCGGGAAGGGCGGGCGAGGGCGAGGGGCAGGGGGCAGCGGGCAGUGGCAGCGCGGAGCAGAGCAGCGGAGGUGGGCAGCAGGAGGAGGCCGAUUGGGUGCAGGGGGCGGACGGCGAUACAGAGUGGGAGCAGGUGGAGCGGAGGGCGAGUGAUGGCGAGGGCGAGGAGGGGGAGAGUGGGCUUGGCGGGCAGGGAAUGGAGGGGCAGCAGGCGAGCAGCGCGGAUGGGAUGGAGGCCGUGAGUGGUGGUGGUGGUGGUGACGGCCAGCGUGGGGUGGAGCUGAGUGCUGGGAACACACGGAGGCAGACAAGCGGUGCCAUGGAGCAGCAGGGAGAAAAUGGCGGCGCUGUGGUGGAGGGGGAAGGCGAGUCCCUGGCAGGCAACAGGGGGCCGUCUUGCAAUGGGGACGUGAGCGGUGGCGCGGACACAGGCGCUGGCGCGAGCACAGUGUGGGAGAAGGCAGGGGAGGAUGCGGAGAGGGGGGAGGGAGGAGAGGCAGAGAGUGAGUGUGAGGAGGGCGAGGAGGAGAUGGUGGCAGCGGAGGCGCUGUGCUACGGGCCGCUGGCAGAGUCCUUUCUCCUUCCGCCCUUCCUCCCAGCCAAGCCCCUUGCUGCCACCUCGGCGGGGAGCGGGGGUGGGGGCGGAGGGGGUGCGGGCGUGGGUGCAUUCCUGCGGCGGCCGCUGCUCUUCCUGCGCACGCUGUCGCUGCAGGAGAGGGGCGAGCCGCUGCUGCACAAGGCGUACGGGGAGGAGGGCGGCGACGAGAUCGACUGGGACAGGCGCAAGGCACUCGAGGCGGAGCAGGAGCAUCCCCUUUACAAGCUGCCUCUGGAAGAGCAGCAGGCAGCGAGUGCGGGGGAGGCAGAGGCAGGAGCGGUGUCCCCGUCAGCAUCGAGCGUGCGGGAGUUGUUUGGAGACGAGUUCCGGGUCGGGCAGUGGGAGCGCCGCGAGGUGGUGAGUCGCGACGGCACGGCACAGCUGUGCGCACCUGUCUUCCUAGCAACAGUGGACCAGUGCCACGCCAGUGCCGCAGGCGAGGGCGCAUGCGCGCUGCUGGUGGCGCACAUAGCGGCGUGGGUGCAUGCACACGGGGAGGGCACGCUGCCAGGGCAGGCGGAGCUGGACGAUCUCAUCCGUGCGGGGUCGGCGGACUGGCGGCGCCUGCGCGCCCUCAGCGACUUCCACCAACGCUUCCCCGAUGGGCACUUUGACCUUGAUACCGUGCUGGCUGCCGUGCAGCACUCCCAUUCCCACUCCGAUGCACCCCCUCAUGUGCACACAGAUCAUGGCGGGCAGGCUGUGGGUGCAGAGGCCAACAGCCAGGCACCUGAUAAGGAUGGUGGAGGAAACACGGACCCUGGUGCCCCCCACUCUGGCAGCAGCAGCGGCGGCUCCCACAAUGGUGGUGAGGCGGCAGGCAUGCCCCGGCUGCCGCUGUGUGUGGUGCCCAGCCAGUCUUUCGUGGGGUUCUUCCACCCGCCCUGCCUUGCUGCCAGGCGCGCCAAGGAGGACGCGGCUCGCACGCAGGGCAGCAGCACAGCAGAGGGUGAUGCCGCGGAUGUGAACAGGGGCGAGGUGGGAGUGAGCACUGUGGAUGAGAGCGGAAGAGAUACAGACGAGGGGGAUAAGGGGAAGGACGAGGAAGUAGUGGAGAAGAGCACACGCAGUUCGCCAGACGUAGAAGCUAAAGGCAAUGGGGCUGAAGCGUCGUUGGAAAGAGGAAAGCAAGAGCAGGCUUCUUGUUUGGAGUGCGCAGAAGACGCGGGGGAGAAGAGCGUGGGGGAGAAGGGUAUGGAGGACAAGGGUAUGGAGCAGCUGGCGUUUCUGGAGGGCAUGCUGUCGUUUGAUGACAUCUGGGAGGCGGUGGUGCAGGCAGGCGAGGGCGUGUACAUCAUGGCGUGGAACGACCACUUCUUCCUGCUCCUCCUGCGCCGCCCCCAACCCCGCCAGCACCAGCCCCACCACCAGCAGCACGGGCGUGCGGCGGUGCAGGCAGCACUGGAUGGGGCGGCGGGGAAGCACACAGGUGAAGGCCGUGACGUAGCCCAUGGUGGCACAGGGGGGGAGGUGAGUGGGGGCGAGGUGGAGUGUGUGGUGAUUGACACGCUGGGCGAGCGGCUGCACGAGGGGUGCUCGCAGGCCUUCAUGCUGCUCUUCGACUCCUCCUCCUGGGUGGAUGUGGGCCUGCCGCCCCCAGCAGCGCCUGGAAGCACUGUUGUAGGUGGGGCAGGCGCAGCAGGAGGAGGAGGAGGAGAGGGUGGUGCAGGUGACGGUGGUGGGGGGCAGGCGAAGGUGCAGGGUACUGGUGACAGCAGUGAGCAAGGCGGCAGGGCAGACGAAGCAGAGAGGGCAGAGGGUAGGGCAGGCGGCGUUGGUGCUCAGGUGCCCAAGGUAGAGACAGGCAAGCGAUGGGGUGUGAAGGCAGGCAAGGGCAGUGGCAAGAGUAAGGAUGGCAGUGGGAAGGGCAAAGGCAGCAGUGGGGUAAACACUGGAGCAGGGGGGGUGGGUUCCCAUCCACAUGGGGUGAACGAUACGGUGAGAUGUGAAGUAGAUGUUGCUAAGGGGGUAGACGUGAAAGAGGGAACAGCACAAGGAACGCAUGUGGCAGAGGUUGAGGAGGUGGUGCCUCAAGCAAGGCAAUUAAAUGAGUGCAUCACUCUGCUCCCUGCCGACACUCAUGGCAUGCCCACAGCCAUCACUGUCACUUCAACCCAUGUAGAUAGUCCUUCGGCAGACACCUGCAGCCCACCAUGCGGAGAUGAGUCAGCAUCCACUGCAGCUGACUCAGUGCUUCCUACAGCAGUGCAUGCAGCCGAGGCAACAUGUCUUCUGACACACACUGACGGUCCAGCACAGUCACCCAUACACGAGACAAAAGCCAGCACCACCAAUUUUGACGGGUGUGCAAGCACUAAGCAGCCCACCCAAACCGUGUCGUGCGCUGCUGGUUCGUCUCGUGCCUGCACCGCCACCGCCUCCCCUCCCACCUCGGCGGCACCUGCUUGUGGUGGGGAGGGCGAGGGGGACGCAGCUCCGGUGACCGCAGGGAGGAGGGUGUGGGGAGCGGAGGCGUGCCGCGAGUACCUCAAGGCGUUCCUGGCGGCGGUGCCGCUGGCGGAGGUGGAGAGUGACCUGCGCAAGGGGCUGCUGGCGUCACCCGAAGCCAUCCACCGCCGCCUGCAGGUGGAGCUCCACUUCACCCGCCUCCUCUGA
Closterium sp. Yama58-4 is the source of this 4635-nucleotide messenger RNA. NCBI's taxonomy places the organism in Eukaryota, Viridiplantae, Streptophyta, Zygnematophyceae, Desmidiales, Closteriaceae. The record is from the annotation of a GenBank genome assembly.